Messenger RNA from Oryzias latipes (Japanese medaka), 1272 nucleotides. RefSeq names its product thioredoxin 2 (gene txn2). Gene Ontology annotation, molecular function: protein-disulfide reductase activity. NCBI's taxonomy places the organism in Eukaryota, Metazoa, Chordata, Actinopteri, Beloniformes, Adrianichthyidae. Gene Ontology annotation, cellular component: mitochondrion. Gene Ontology annotation, biological process: cell redox homeostasis. The record is from RefSeq and is a predicted model, not a curated record.
UAAAAGUUGUGAAAAGAGAUUAGCGACGUUGUACUGGAUUUGUCCUGAUUUUAAAUGUUUGAGCGCGCUAAAAUCGCACGAGACAGGAAAAAUCCUGAAAAUCGAACUGACUUGUGGAUGGCUCACAGGCUCCUGGUACGUAGGGUCUGGACGUUGUCUGUCCAAGAUAUCCGCCGCCUCCCGUCGUCCGCCGCCGCCAUUUCCACAUCCUCCUUCUCAACCUCUCUGCAAUCCCCGCCAAGCCGGGUGUCCCUCCUCUCCCCGUCACGCACUCUUCCCCGCACCCUCCAUCAGAUCUCUCGCAGGGACGUCUCCUUCAAUGUCCAGGACACCGAGGAUUUCACAGAAAGGGUCGUCAACAGCCAAUUGCCCGUGUUGGUGGACUUCCACGCUCAGUGGUGUGGCCCCUGUAAAAUCCUUGGACCCAGGUUGGAAAAGGCCGUUGCCAAACAGAAAGGCCGCGUUGCCAUGGCGAAAGUCGACAUCGACGAGCACACAGACUUGGCCAUCGAAUAUGGAGUUUCCGCUGUUCCAACCGUCAUCGCCAUGCGAGGAGGCGACGUCGUCGAUCAUUUUGUUGGGAUCAAAGAUGACGAUGAACUGGACUCUUUUGUCAGCAAAGUCAUUGGACAAUAAACUGUGCAGCUGGCUUCAUUAUUUGUUCUUCUGGUCCCCCCCCUCCCCAUCUACAUUUAAGUCUGUUUAGCCACUGCCAGUGAAGGAAGUGUUGCUUCAGCCCCAGCGGGUUCACACCCAUCCCUGGACCAGCUGCUUCAGUCCAGGUUGUGUCUCUCCUCUCCUUUGUCCGGUGAUGGGUGUGAGCCUCCGGCUGCGUUUUACUUUAGGCUUUUGCUGCAUUCAGCAGCCGUUUGUUUUCUCAAACAACGUUGACAGCUCUGUGAAUCAGUAACAAAUGUGAACGUGAGAAAUGUGUGCUAAAGCCUGCAGACAGGAAAACAAAAGCUGCUGUGUGUACCGGGAGGAAAAACCCCCUUUAUAGUUUCAGCAGAGGAGCUUGUGGGAAACGUUACUGAAUGACGCUUUUGUCCACACGAUGGCGUGGCGUCUGUCAAACACGGCCGGGCCACACGGGGUCACUUUUACACCAUUUAUGCCUAACAAUGUGAGGAGGAUGUGUGUGUGUGUGAGCGUGUUUUUCUGGGAAACUGAGGUCUGUUGGGAAUUAUGUGAGUUUGAUUUCAGUUUAUUACUUAAGAGAUCUGUGUACCGGAAUCAUGACCAGAUGAAGUAAUAAAGACGUCAAAAUGUUCA